Messenger RNA from Phyllotreta striolata, 487 nucleotides. NCBI's taxonomy places the organism in Eukaryota, Metazoa, Arthropoda, Insecta, Coleoptera, Chrysomelidae. The record is from the annotation of a GenBank genome assembly.
UUGGUUUCGAAGUUUUGCUCGUCGUGUUUGUUAUUUCACAUGUCGCAUUCAUUGUCAAAAUUUUAGUGUGUACAUCUUCAUUUUAUGUCUCAUGUAACUUUCCAGGAAUGAGCAACACGACUGUCGGCUGUCCAAAACUCACGCCGCCUCCUCCACCUCCUCCUCCGCCAUGUUGCUGUUGCUCGCCUUGUUCGCCUUGUCCGCCUAGAUGUCCACCGUGCUGCAAGCCACCGCCGCCACCACCGCCGCCGCCGCCCCCUCGAUGCAUACCCUGUUCCGUGCAGGUCAGGGGUUGCCCUCUUCCGACGCCCAUACGAUUCUGUCCGUUCUCGCCCACCAAAUGCUGCGGACCCAGGUGUACGCUGACCGCUGCGCCCAAAAGGCCGCCGCGUCCUUUGUCGCCGCCGCCCAAGUGCCCGUCGACUUGCAAUUGCAAACCGGACCCACCUCCACCGGAUCCUCCUUGCUGUUGUUAGCUGGUUCGUCA